AUGUCACAUAAAGUGGAAAUUGCCGAUAGAAGACGUAAUUUCGUUGAUUUCUCCGACGAAUCGAGUAUGAAGCAUCGAAGAACUAAUAUUUCUGAACUUUCCAAGUCUGGGCAAGUUGAAAAUGAGAAACGCGUACGGCGCGAGAUUGCAAACCACAAUGAAAGGCGUCGCAUGCAAAGCAUAAAUGCCGGUUUUGAAAAUCUUAGAGGUCUCCUUCCCCCCACUCAAGAUGGCGAAAAGUUAAGCAAAGCAUCCAUUCUGCAACAGACAGCUAAACUUAUAACUAAUUUGCAUGGAAGAAUUAGUGCACUUGAACAAGAAUUAGAACUAUAUCGGCGUUCUGGCUUACCUCCGUCAUCAGUAUUAGCUGACAUAACGGAAGAAGUUGCUACUGGAUUUCCUAGAAAACGUCGCGCUGAUGAUCAAAGUAAAUCGCCCGAUUCCCUAAAAUUAGGCAAAUCGGAUGUUGAAACGUCAAUUUUAGACCUUGACGAUGGUAAUGUCUCUGGCAGGUCAUCUGAUUGCUAUGACGGCAAUUUCGGGUGCUCCCCCUCGUCUAUUACGCGUCUGUCAGUGUUUCCCCAUGUUUCAACACCAGAGAGCUCUGUGAACGCAAAUCCUCGUUUGGAACAUUUGGUAAUGGCCAUUGAACAGAUUGAAGGCCCACCAGGAAAUGCUUCUUCGCAAUUGAUCGAAAAACCUAUCUCUAGAAUCGAUCCUUAUGUUUACCCUCCACAAGCACAGACCGUUUAUUAUAAAUUUUCCGAUCCCGUAAUUGAAUCGAGACCAUCUUUUACUUAUGGUUUGAAUUCAAGUGAUUUUGUUCAUGCGAAACAAGGCAUCAAUUCAUUCGCUGAAGAAUUUGUUCUAACUUCUCCACCAUCAGCUUUGACCCCUACUAUUGUUUCUGCAUGUGAAGAUAAAUCUGUUAAAGAUAUGUCCUCUGAUGUCUAUCAUCCCGUUGCUAAAAUGCUCCAUCGUCCUAUUCCGCACAAAUACCUUCAUCGUCCUCAAGUCGUAGUUAAUAAUUCUCAUUAA
Molecule: messenger RNA, 1038 nt
Organism: Rodentolepis nana
Lineage: Eukaryota; Metazoa; Platyhelminthes; Cestoda; Cyclophyllidea; Hymenolepididae
Source: the annotation of a GenBank genome assembly